CGGCCGGCGGGCAGUCGCCGCCACAGCCGUGCCUGGCAGUGGGCAGCCCCCAGCGGCUCCGGGACCCGCGGCCCCCUCUUCCCGCCAUGCCACUCACGGCCGUCGCCCUCCUGCUGCUGGGGGCCCCGCUGGCGCUGGCCGGCUCCGGCUGCCUGGGGUACCUGGACGAGGACGACGCCUGGCACCCGGGCUUCAGCUGCCAGCCCUUCACCUUCUGCUGCGGGACCUGCCACCGUCGCUCCUGCUGCCGGGACCUGAGCCUGCUCAUCUCCGAGUCCCAGCAGAAGCGCUGCCUGGGCUUCAGCCCCAAGUUCACGGCGGGCCUGGCCGCAGCCCUGACCCUCUUCCUGGCCGUGGUCGCCUCCGCCGCCUGCUGCUUCUUCUGCACCUGCCGCUACCUGGCCCGCCGGCGCCGGCGGCUGCAGAGCCCCUGUGCAGGCCAGGAGAUUCCAAUGACAGGCGCCCUCGUGCAGCCGGCUUACCCGUACCCGCCGGACCCCAAGGCUGGCCCCGGCCCCCCGCCCCCGGGCUUCCUGUGCGCCCCCAGUGCUCCUCCCCAGCCUCCUCUCUACCCGGCAGGGCCCCCUGUCUACAGCCCUGCAGCUCCGCCCCCUUAUCUGCCACCGCAGCCCGCCUACCCCGGAGCCUGAGGGACUGACCGUCUGCUGCUCUCACAGGCCUGCCUGUGUCUGCCUCUGGCUCUGGCCCUGGCAGGGGUCACCCAUCAACAGGCCCCCAGCCAGCCACCCCCUGGGCCGUGCAGGGAAGUGGACAGGAUCUGGGCGGGAACUCGGCCCUGAAGGAGGGCUGGUGGGGGGCUGGCGUGGCUGCACUAUUUUUAUUUUUCCUGGGGGCCUGGGGAGGACCGCAGUGUGGGUCACCGCCCGGCCCCUCCGCUCCCAGGACCCCCCUGCUCGCCCUGGCGGCUGUGUGGGGCUCUGUCAGCUGCCCGCGGGAGCCCGCUGGCCGUCCCUCUGUCCCCGCUGGGCUGCCAUUAAAGCUGAGAGGCAACUCACGUGGUCCGUGGUCCUCACCGUCCG
Eptesicus fuscus (big brown bat) is the source of this 1040-nucleotide messenger RNA. It is a transcript of the gene SHISA4, whose product is annotated as shisa family member 4. The transcript has 5 exons. NCBI's taxonomy places the organism in Eukaryota, Metazoa, Chordata, Mammalia, Chiroptera, Vespertilionidae. The coding region runs from base 87 to 650 and encodes 187 amino acids. The record is from RefSeq and is a predicted model, not a curated record.